CACAGCAGGGGCGUCACCAGUAUGCCGGCGUCCUGUUCCUGAUGCAAUCAAAAUCUGAAGAUUACAGACUCAAACUGACCCCCACUCCCCCCCGGUCCCCCCCAAAAAGAAACCGAGGAGCUAUAUUUGACCAAAGAGGAGUCUCGGAGUCAGUGAGCGGAGGAGAGCAGCGGAGUUAUUUAGGUACACCAGAGGCAGGGGCAGCCAGCCGGGUGAUCUGAGCGUUUCCUGGCUUUGAUGCGACCCGAGUGUGCCUGGAGCAUGUCCACAGUGGGCCUGACUGCCCAGGAGAUCUCUUUUCCCAUAGAAGACCCCUUCCUGGGGGGCAGCUACUGUCACAGCAUGGCUGGAUCCAAACCCUCUUGGAACUAUCGCCAUGAGCUAGACAACUUCUACUUCAGUAUGGACACUGCACACACAGAUCACAGCUCUCGUGCCCAGCAAAAGGGGCCACCGCCACCGUCUCCAAGUUAUGAAAGACACAAACACAGUCCCAGCUCACAAAGAUUGCCCCCAAAGAAAUCGCGGCCCUCCCAUCUCUCCCUGUCCUGCAGCGCUGAACCAUCCACCCCAAGUCCUGCUGAUGACGACCAGGUGGUCCCCUCAUUCCAGAGGCUCUCGGUGUACGAGUGCAGCAGUCCACCACAGACACCAGGCAGAUGCUCGAAGCCUCUGCCCCCCAUCCCUCCACAAACAGACAUCUCCCCCGAGCAGGCUAUGGACAAUGAAGUAGAAUUUUUCACAAGUUCGGACGACAGCUGCUGCCUGGUGUCUGAUCAGUGUCCCAAAUCGUCCCCUUUUCGAUAUGGGGUCCCCAGUCGAAGGAGCUUCAGGGACUGCGGGCAGAUUAACUAUGCUUACUAUGACGGCCCAUUAGGACCGCAAAGCCCGAGGCAGCCCCAACAGCAGCAUCAGGCAAAUCCUCCACAGGAAGUGCGGGAGCAGUAUGCACAGCAGCGACAGGAACCACCUGAGCCUGUGGUCUGUCCGAGACAGCAGGACAAAGCUCAGAGGAGGCUGCGGCGCUCGCACUCCGGCCCGGCCGGAUCUUUUAACAAACCCUCACUGCUGCGCCUCACAUGCCACAAACGCCACACCCACAGUAUGGACAAGCCCGAGGUGCCACCCCCUAUCCCUCCACGAACAAUCAAGACAGGAGACUACCGCCGCUGGUCAGCAGAGGUCUCGUCGGGGGCUUACAGCGAUGAGGACAAACCACCCAAGGUGCCCCCAAGGGAACCUUUGUCCAGAGGCAGUUCCCGCACCCCCAGCCCCAAGAGCCUCCCAACAUACAUUAAUGGGGUGAUGCCCCCGACCCAAAGCUUUGCACCGGACCCUAAGUACGUAAGCUGUCGGGGUUUACAGAGACAGAACAGUGAGGGCUCACCCUGCAUCCUGCCGGUUAUGGAGAAAGGCAAGAAGGCCAGCACCACACAUUACUAUCUCCUGCCUCAGCGGCCUGCUUUCGUGGACUCACCUUGUGUAUAAAAGGUUGUUCGGGUCAUGGAAAGCCCUGCAGCUCGCAAUACAGAUGUAUCAGACUCAGACUGGGACUGCCACACCAGGAGGAAAGCACAUGUGGAUUUAGUUUGAAAAGAUUUAGUGGAAGUAGCAGAGGAUUUGACAGUACAUGAGCAAAAACCCCAUGAAAAAAAUGAUGAAACUGGACGCUAACAACCCUCAAGCUGCUGCUUUUGUUAUUAUUUUUAACCCCUUAUGUAUUCUGAACACACAGGGUAUGUGCGCACUGUAUUCAGUUACUGGUAAUGUUGGAAUACUUGUCACCACAGAGAUACUUUAUGUAAAAAAACGUAUCUCUGACCGUAGAUUGUGGGCAAAAUUCAGCAUUGUAGAUCUUAUUUUUGAUAUGAUUUUUAUUUCAUGACAUUCAAUAUUGUGCUGUUUUUGCUGAUGAUGUGGUACAGUCAGAAGGUACAAGCGGGCCUUGAACCUCAGUGUUUUCUCUGUCUGGAAGUUUGAGGAUGUUUUGUGAGACACAUUGAUGCUGCUUUUGUAUCUCACAAGGGACACAAGGUCAGUAAUAUAACUAUGUAUCACUUAAUAUAUGAAGUCUAAAUACAAGGCCGACGAAUUUAUAACAAUAAUGAAGGAUGCUCGCACACAAAUCUCCAUUCUGUUUGCUGUUAUAUAUCAACAUUGAUAUGGUUUCUCUGCCUUGAUGAAGUUUCAGUCUUACUCAGGCCACUAUAUCUGUGUAAAUUUGUGUUUCCCACAUGGCACGUUGUCAUGGUACAUUACGUACUAGGAGGUGGGUGCAUCACUGGUAGCUAUGCAUGUUUCCAUUGGAAUGUCUAGUGCAGCUUUUAUGGUGUAGUUGUCUGUUGAUGUGUGAGUCUGUGUGUAUGUAUGUAUGUAUGUAUGUGCAUGGACGUGUUUGUGCACAUGUGCAUGUGAACAGCAGUUGGAAAAGUGUUCUGGUGAUAAAAUUACUUUCUACAAAUGGUAGAAAAUUGUCAACCAUACUUGUUACUGUGCUCUGCGUGUUUGCAGCACCUGCUUUUGAGUACGGCCCUCUAAAAAGUACACACAUGUGAUGGCUUCCUCUCAGUGUCCAGGCCUGUUUUGUUGCACAGAAAUUGGCCUGUUGAACAUUAAGUGAAUGUAUGCUAUUCUUACUGAAAAUUCCAUCAAACAGUUGGAGAAGCUUAUCUUUGGUCAAGCUGUGAGUUAUUGCUUGGAACUAAUUUGCCUCAAGUACUACCUCCCUUUGAUAUUAAUCCUAUAUUUCACAUACUCCCCAUUAAUAAAAGCAAAAUCUGAAAUUAUAAUCUCCAAAAGAUGAGGGUUACCAGCUCCAUUUGUGUCAUGACACAAACUCUCACGUAGGCUUUAAUUCAGUUACACCUCAUUUAAAGGUAACACAAAGUCAGUUCUAACCGGACAUCCUUAAAUAGAGAUUUUAGAUCACGCAGAUCUCAGAUCACCGAGAUGUUGGGCUAACCUGUUAAUACAAACGCAUUACAAAGACGGUGCAGGGUUUACCUACCUGACACAGACUUUCCUGUUCUGCUCAUGCAUUCCUGCCUUACAUGAUUGCAGUGGGUGUGGUCUGAGAGACUUUGGCUGCUGGCAGCCUAGAAAAUAUAUGAAUUUUAUUGUUGUAGAUUAUUGAAGAAGCGUCAGGAUGAUUUAGUUAAUGUAGCACAUGUAUUGAAGUGACCCCUGCUAUUGAACACGGCGUUCAGUUUGGGAAACAGAUAACUGCUAAGGUCAAACGGUCGUUGAAAGAUACUUUUUCCUCUCCCUUCUGCUCACAAAAUCUUGCCAACACAAUGUUGCUUUUGACUUAAAUGUCUGAAAAAAAUGUUUACAUCAUACACUGAUACUAUUUAAUCUUAAGGUAUUCACAUGUCUUAUUAGAAAUAAUAAAAGUGAAUGAAGACUAGUUUAUCAAGAAAUAACUUCUCUGCUGUGGUGAAGACAUGCACUGGGAGAGUACAGUAUGCUGUGUACAGUAUUUAACAAUUCCAUUUGUUGUUAUGAAUAGUUAAUAAGUAUGUAGUCUUUGAAAAGAAAGCAAAAUAAAAUGACUUAUUUAUGA
Messenger RNA from Chelmon rostratus (copperband butterflyfish), 3562 nucleotides. RefSeq names its product ERBB receptor feedback inhibitor 1a (gene errfi1a). The record is from RefSeq and is a predicted model, not a curated record. The transcript is spliced from 4 exons. Gene Ontology annotation, biological process: negative regulation of epidermal growth factor receptor signaling pathway; regulation of keratinocyte differentiation. Lineage: Eukaryota; Metazoa; Chordata; Actinopteri; Chaetodontiformes; Chaetodontidae. Bases 238 to 1488 code for a protein of 416 amino acids. Gene Ontology annotation, cellular component: extrinsic component of cytoplasmic side of plasma membrane.